CACGCACGCGCAGAGUUACCGGCUUUACAGCUGAGGAAAAGCUGCCUGACUGCUGGAAGAGAAGCACAGGAGCCGAUUUACAGAACAGUUAAAACCACGACUUCAUAAAGAUUUUCUGAAUCAAAAUGGGCUUGACCAUUUCCUCACUUUUUGGGAGGCUUUUCGGAAAGAAGCAAAUGAGAAUACUUAUGGUGGGUUUGGAUGCAGCAGGUAAAACCACAAUACUGUACAAGUUGAAGCUGGGAGAAAUAGUGACAACAAUUCCUACCAUAGGUUUUAAUGUGGAGACUGUCGAAUAUAAGAACAUCUGCUUCACUGUCUGGGAUGUUGGUGGCCAGGAUAAGAUUCGUCCACUUUGGAGACAUUACUUCCAGAACACUCAGGGUCUGAUCUUUGUGGUGGACAGCAACGACAGAGAGAGAGUAGCUGAGUCAGCUGAGGAGCUCUCCAAAAUGUUGCAAGAAGAUGAACUGAGGGACGCUGUGCUGCUGGUGUUCGCAAACAAACAGGAUCUGCCUAACGCCAUGGCAGUCAGCGAACUUACAGACAAAUUGGGCCUGCAGAGUCUACGUAGCAGAACGUGGUAUGUUCAGGCUACCUGUGCUACACAAGGCACUGGGCUCUACGAAGGACUAGACUGGUUAUCCAAUGAGCUGUCCAAACGCUAGUGCCUGUGGCCUGAAGAAAAAAAGCGGUGUCUGAAUUUGAGAAAGAAAGAUAACAUUAAUCUAUAGACUCUGUUCUAAAGAGUGUGUGCGUGUAAGAGUGAGCGAGCGAGUGAAUGAGUGAUGUGAAGGGUGAUGAGGAGCCAACAAUUAUCAUGUCUUAUCUUUACUUUUCUAUUCUUUAUUCCGGAUCUAUUCCACUUAUUUCUUCAGAACCUCAUUUUUUUUAUAUGGAUUGUGCUUUAAAUUGCAUGUUCACUUGAUAACUGUGACAGCAUUAUGGAAACAGUGGGGCUAACUGAAAAAAAUCAGAAUAUAGGACACUCCCUUAGUUUUUGUGAAGUGUAACUGAUCUCUGUUGAUUAAAUUAAGCCACUCUGCACCUACGCUCCCCCCCAAGAUUCCACAGUUUGGUGCUUCCUGUGCUAACAUACUGCACAUGCUUUCUGUACAGCUUUGUCCCCAACAGACAUUCAAAUCAUUAAUGUACAUUAAAACAGCCCACCCUUUCAAUUUAACAUAUCUGCGUAUGUGUCUGUACUGUUAUUCUCUCUGCGAAGGUACAUGCUUCUGUAAAUGUUUCAGGCUAACACAUAGGACGUGACUUGAAGAUUCUUAAUGUCCAAAAAGUCUCUUUCACACAAAUAGUGUUGGAACAAAAUUUGGUCUCUGUUUCAGAUAGUUCACUAUGAUGCCUUCUCAUUCAGUCUUAACCUUGUAAUUCUGAAGGCCUUGAUUAGUUGAUUAGUUGUAUUUCAAACUUUUACUGUCAUAAAAAGUGCAUUCAAGAUGUGAAGGAAGCUACUUUCUGUUUCAUAGAAAUUAACCCUUUCAUGUAAGUCAAGGCCAUAUUCAGAGGCACAAUCAUGCAAGGUUGCACACUGGGAAUAUUUUUAAUGGAAAACAGGCACCUUGUGUUUGACCAUGAGCGAGAUGGGAGCACCUUCUCUAUGUAGUUAAUGCAGCAUGCUCCUGCCUUCCACACUGUUGCCUGUAUAGGUGUUUGGCUAUGAAUCUAGCACAGUGCAAUAAGGUUCCUCUCACCUGUGGUUUACUCUUUUUCUUAAAUGAUGUGCGUUAAGGAGAUGUGAAGGUGACACAUACACAGUGACAAGCAGUACAGAAGGACAGAAUAUGGUAAUGCAAUAAUAUAACAGUAUGUGUAGCGUGAUAUCGUCUUGUUUUCUCAUAGUAUUUGGUUUUAAUGCUAGCUUAAUACUGGAAAAUGCCCUGUUUUUGAGUUUUGUAUGUGCUGUAUGAAGAUUCACUUGCCCUGCUUUUCUUAAAUAAACAUUUCCUGAGGCUA
Messenger RNA from Colossoma macropomum (tambaqui), 1971 nucleotides. Its product is annotated as ADP-ribosylation factor 4-like. The transcript has 6 exons. Gene Ontology annotation, molecular function: GTP binding; GTPase activity. The record is from RefSeq and is a predicted model, not a curated record. Gene Ontology annotation, cellular component: cytoplasm; plasma membrane. Gene Ontology annotation, biological process: vesicle-mediated transport; intracellular protein transport. Lineage: Eukaryota; Metazoa; Chordata; Actinopteri; Characiformes; Serrasalmidae. Bases 126 to 668 code for a protein of 180 amino acids.